UUCGAGCUCCAGUUGUGAAUGGCUGCGUCUCGAAUCAGGGAACACUGUGCAGAGCUGUGUCGAUUCACAGCCGUUUUUACCUAGAUUUGGAUGUUUAUGAUACUUGUCUUCGUCACUGUCCUCAUUAUUUCACUCAAAUCAGCCAGUAAACUGGGUGGCAGCUCUUGGACUAAGAUCUCUGAACGCCGCUUCUGGUCAGGCGUUGAAAAUCAGAGGACGUCGUGGUAGACUUCGCUAGUAACAGCAAUGGAUCUGAAAAUGUGGCUGGAUUACUUUUGCCUGGCUCUGAUUCUUUACAACGCCGACUGCUCUCAAGCAGUACCUCCAGUGGUGCCUCCUGAGUGCAGUCCAGGGGGUCACACUGUUCUUCAGAACCCCUACCGGAGCACAAGUUUCACCUCUCAGCAGCUGCCCCAGUCUGCCCUGCAGGAGAAGCUCAUCUGUGACCACUCACUGGCUCCUGGGUGGUACCAGUUCCAAAUCUUUGAUAAACCAGCCCGUAUGCCCACCAAAUGUGUGGAGGUGAAUCACUGUGGAACCCAGGCUCCUGUUUGGCUCUCUCUGGCUGAGGGGGAGAGUCUCCCAGAGCCCCUAGAAGUAAAGCAGCUGACCGCUUGUGCUACCUGGCAGUUCUUCAAUGGACCCAGUAAGGACUGCUGUCUGUUCCGGCUGCCUGUGUCUGUGCGUAACUGUGGGGAGUUCUUCGUGUACCUGCUCCAGCCUACACAGGGCUGUAUGGCUUACUGUGCUGAGGAAAUGUCGGACUCCACACAGCCGAGCUGUGAACCAGCACGCAGGAAUAUAGAUGGAACUUGCAAUGAUAAGCAGCCCCCAUCUCCCUCAGUGCCUGAGAUCGUGGCUGAGCUGUCAGGAACCAGUGUGUACCUAAAGUGCAUGUUUAAUGGUCUCAGUGGGAACAGUUCUCUGGGUUAUGUUGUGACAUGGUGGCGUCUGUCCCCGGACAGCAGCAAAGAGGAGCUCAGGCAGGAGACCACCAUACAGACCUUUGCCUUCAUUGAGCUAGAUGGCAUCAAUCUGCGACUAGGAGACAGGAUCUAUUGCAGUUGCUCUAGUUUCUUUCUGGAUGUUCCAGAUGUACAGGGUCUCUCAGUGGAGAGUGAAGAGUUCUUUGCUGGGAUUCGGCUGAAGCCUGAGUUUGCCGCCAUCUCAGAGGAUGGGAAGGAGUAUGAGCUGGUGAUUGAGAGCACUGUGCCUGUGCCCUGCAUUUCAGAGACAUGCACACUUCCAUUACAGCUCAGCACCAGCAGCCAAGAUGAGGAGUCUUUAGGUGCUGACCUGGUCCUGUCCUCCUGUGAGGUGGAGCUGUCUCAGGCUUUAUGCCACGAGGGAGUGUGCAGUCAGGCGCUGCUGCACUACAGCCCAGUCACUGACACCAUCAGAGAUGGAGACAGAAGCACCCAGAUUUACAUUAAGCCUAUAGUUAACACCAACUUUCUCUGGAAUGGAUACACACCUCAAAACGUGCAGAUAAUUGUAAAAGACAUCCCACCUGCUUACUGUUAUGUUUUCACUGAUCCACACAUCAUCACCUUUGAUGGCAGGAGAUAUGAUAAUAUCCAGAUAGGCACUUUUGUGCUGUACAGGAGCUCAGCUCGGCCUUUUGAGGUGCACGUGCGUCAGUGGGAGUGUGCUAGUAUGACAGCCCACCCCACGUCCUGUGUGUGUGGCUUUGCAGUCGGAGAUGGGGGCAGUGUUAUCACUUUUGACAUGUGUAAUGGGUUGGCUGGAGAGACAAAACCACGUCUGACAGUGAAGAGUGGAAGCCUGGUGAAGAGCGGAAUCCGCAUCACUGAGUCCUAUCAGGGUCGCAAAGUCACUCUGUCAUUCUCUUCAGGCGCAUUUGUGCGGGCAGAUGUGGCUGACUGGGGCAUGAGCCUGACUGUGAGGGCCCCUGGAUCUGAUAGGGGCCAUACUGAGGGCCUGUGUGGAACCUUUGAUGGACGACCACUCAAUGACUACCACAAGGAGGGAGGAGAGGCCGUGGAAGACAGCACUUCUUUUAUUAACACAUGGAGGCAAACACCAAGCACCAGCCUUUUUGACAAAGUCCCACCCUAUGAAGGCACCCAGAACAUCCAGCCCUACUGCCACUGUAAUCAGGAGCCCCGCCAGUCAAGCCUUAGAGCCCGACCUCAGUUUAGCCCCUCCCCCUGCUCUCAUUUGGCACGCCUCCAUUCUCCUUCCAUCAUCCCUGCUCUGGAUGUCACAGUGGACUACAUCAGCUCUAGGGAGCCUUUCAGGGAAUCCCUUGUUCCUCUGGACAGGCUUAGACAAAAUCCUCAGACAUGGAGAGAUGGGACAAGCAUCCAAAACAACGCCAGGGGCCAAGGAAGGCGCCAGACCCACAAACAAGCCUCCUCCUCCUCCUCAGCCUAUCAGAGUCUAAGUCAAUCAGACCUGGAGGCCUUUACCUAUUUUUUCCCUGAGGACCAUGUUGUAUCUAACCAGCCUGAGCCGUCCGCACCAGCCUGGCCCACUGAGUCUGGCCUGACAGAGCCGGCUGCCCGGCAACUCUGCGAGGGAGCCCUGCGGAACUCCACUGCUGGACUGGGUUGUGGUGAUCUCCUGGCUGGAGUGAUGGAGCAGGCCCUUGAAAUGUGUGUGCUGGACCUACAGCUGAAGGAUGACCGGGCCUGGCUGGGAGGCACUGUGCCCCUGCUGGAGAACGAGUGUGAGAGGAGACUAGUGGAGGAGGUGGGAAGAAGGGAGGAGCUCCGCAGUAUACUAACGUUCCUCAGGUGCCCUAACCUUUGUAGUGGCAAUGGACAGUGCACCGAGCGGGGCUGCACAUGCUUCCCUGGGUUUGGCUCAUAUGACUGCAGCCUUGUCUCUGAUGAGUCCCCAGAGAUCACUGAGCUGGAGGGUGGAGGACUAUGUGAUGUUGGACACAGCUCCUGUUCUGCUGUCCGAGUUCUGGGACAGGGCUUCAGAAACGCUUUUGAACUGAAAUGUGAGGUUAUGAAGGAGAAGGUAGUAGAUGGUGAGUGGUCACUGGGUGAUCCUCUGAUGGUUCCUGCAUCGUUCCUCAGCUCUUCUGCAUUAGACUGUCAGCUCCCUGUAGAAGACAUGCAGUCUGCUGAUGGCCCACAUCCACCAGUAACUCGCUGGCAAAUCAAGGUUUCCAAUGAUGGCUACAGCUUCAGCAAUGCCAAGAUUCUUACUCUGUUUGAUGGAACAUGUCAAGAGUGCACACUCAGCAGUGGGGUUCACUGCACUUUGAAGAACAGAAGCUGUAACAUUGAUGGCCAGUGUUAUGGAGAAGCCGAGCGCAGUCCCAGCAGCCCGUGCCUUACCUGUCGGCCUGAGCUUGCCAAAUAUACCUGGUCCAUCAGUGAGAAAAACGAGCCUCCAGUGUUCCACUCAGAGCAAACCCACCUGCGGACAUUUUAUGGGGAAAACUUUGUGUACCAGUUUUUAGCCACUGACCCUGAAGGUUCUACAGUUCUGUUCACACUGGUGUCAGGACCUAGAAAUGCGGUUCUCUCUCCUGCUGGUUUGCUCAUUUGGAAAGCCCUGUCAUCCUCCCCUGUGACCUUUGAACUGGCCGUAACGGAUGACUGUAAUGCAGAGACUCAGGCCACAGUAGAGGUUUCAGUUCGUCAGUGUGAGUGCCAUCAUGGAGCCUCCUGUGUUACCAACAUUAACUUCCCUCCUGGCAGUGGAGAGUACCUGUGUGUGUGCCCAGCUGGUCUAGAGGGAGAGAGAUGUGAGACUGAUAAGAAUGACUGCAAAUCUAACCCAUGCCGGAGGGGUGAAUGUGUAGAUGGGCUGAACUCUUUCACAUGUCGCUGCCCAGAGGGUUUCACCGGUGUGAUAUGUGAGGAGGACAUUGAUGAGUGUCUGUUAGCUCCAUGUUUCCCUGGAGUUGCCUGUGAAAACACACUUGGGUCAUUUAAGUGUGGACCCUGCCCUGACCACCUCAUUGGGGAUGGAAGAAGCUGCAGCCGUAAAUCGGGCCUUGAUGUGGAUAGAGAAGACCUGGGAGCUGACAGGGGAGUUAAGUUUGGGCUCUCCAAACCCAACCUUGGGCGAGUAGCUCAGAGCCCAUGCUCCAGUCGGCCCUGUCAUCCAGGAGUCCAGUGCUUUGAGAGUGUGUACACGUCUGCUGGCUAUGUUUGUGGUCCCUGUCCCCCAGGACUCCAUGGCAAUGGGCAAACCUGCACCUCAAGAUCAGCAAACAGGCAAACACCAGGCACUAGAGAAAAGGACAGGCCUGAAGUCAUUUCCCCCACUUCCUCCACCUCUCAGAAAGCUGCUGAACCCUCUGUGAGAUCUGAAAGACCUCCCCCUAGCAAGAAGAGACCAUCGCUCACUAACAGAAAAACCUCUUUAAGCAGUACUGACCAGACUAUCGAUCAUUAUAAAGCUUCUGGGACUGGAGAGCAGCUGCAUGAGGAGGAAUUUGUGCCUGUGUUGGUUGAGGAUGGCAGGACUUGUGCAGACUCCCCCUGCUUCUCGGGUGUGGCCUGUGAGCCUACAUCCACUGGACAUUUCAAGUGUGGCCGCUGUCCCCAUGGCUAUAAUGGGGAUGGAAUCACCUGCAAAGCGGUAUGUCGCUACCAUUGUGGUGAGAACAUGGAGUGCACUCUGCCUAAUACUUGCACCUGCAAAGAAGGAUACACCGGCUACAACUGCCACAUUGCUGUUUGUCGUCCUGACUGCAAGAACAGAGGGAAGUGUGUAAAGCCCAACAUCUGUGAGUGCCCUGCAGGAUACAGUGGCCCAACCUGUGAGGAGGUGAACUGUGAUCCACCAUGUGAAAAUGGAGGCAGCUGUCUGUCCAGAAACCUGUGCACUUGCCCCUAUGGCUAUGUGGGGCCACGCUGUGAAAUUAUGGUGUGUAACAGACACUGUGAGAAUGGCGGGGAGUGUGUAUCUCCUGACGUGUGUAAGUGUAAGCCAGGCUGGUACGGACCAACAUGUAACUCAGCUGAUUGUAAGCCUGUGUGCCUGAAUGGCGGCACCUGCAUUAAGCCUAACAUCUGUGCAUGUCCCACUGGCUUUUAUGGAUCACAGUGCCAAAUAGCUGUGUGCAGCCCACCCUGCAAAAACCGCGGACAGUGCAUGAGAAACAACGUGUGCUCCUGUCCUGAAGGCUACACUGGCAAGAGAUGCCAAAAAAGUGUGUGUGAUCCCAUGUGCAUGAACAAAGGAAAGUGUGUGGGUCCAAACACCUGUUCCUGUGCCUCUGGUUGGCGGGGAAGCAUCUGCAACAUCCCGGUGUGCUUACAGAAAUGUAAAAAUGGAGGUGAAUGUGUGGGUCCGAAUACCUGCCACUGUCCUGCUGGUUGGGAGGGCCUGCAAUGCCAGAAUCCCAUCUGCAAGAAUAAGUGCCUCCAUGGAGGAAGGUGUGUGCUGCCCAACUACUGCCACUGUCGCCCGGGGUACAGUGGGCCCACCUGUGCCACUAGAACCAGAUGAUGAGAGAAGACCAGGAGACCAGACAGACUUGAGGAACUGGCUUUGAUGAAGGUCCUGUCUGUGGUCUACCUCAGAGAAACUACGAGCAGUUUAGUAGUGUGCGUAUGAGGGUGUUUGUCAUACAGACACUACUGUUCAAAAGUUGGAAUCACUGUUUUCAAAAAACAAUUUUGUUGCAGAUUCAUGCAUAUAGUUACUGAAAUAUGAUGCUAAUAUUACAGGUUUCAAAUGUGUCCAAAUCUCACUGAUCAAAUAACUAUUCAUACACAUUUUGUAACAAGAAAUGACUAAUGUGUCACACACACAUAUAUACACUCAAAUGCAAAACUUUGGGCGCUGGUCGAAUGACAUAUUUUGAUGGUUUUCUGAGGAAAAAUAAGUGAGCUCUUCGCCUCAUUAUCUCUACAGAGAACACACUUCUGCACAUUUUUAUGCACAGUUACUGUUUAUU
Molecule: messenger RNA, 5893 nt
Organism: Colossoma macropomum (tambaqui)
Lineage: Eukaryota; Metazoa; Chordata; Actinopteri; Characiformes; Serrasalmidae
Gene: vwde
Product: von Willebrand factor D and EGF domains
Exons: 32
Coding region: 247-5442 (1731 amino acids)
Biological process (GO): anatomical structure development
Cellular component (GO): extracellular region; cell surface
Molecular function (GO): calcium ion binding; signaling receptor binding
Source: RefSeq, a predicted model, not a curated record